CUUUGUUUAUUCCCCAGAAAUCAGCUCACAGAUGCCCAUUGAAAAGUUUCUCAACUUGACCUUGAGUAUGUUUGCAGUGUUUUAAAUAAACUUGGUAUGGAAAGAAGCACAUUUUAUGAAUUUAGACUGAGGGGGAAGGUUGCCCAUGCACUGUACACUCAGGUGUCAAGGAUACCAGGUUGAGUGCAAUUUAGACUUGACUUAGGAGUCUGAGUCCGUUUGGUCCAGGAAUGGACCAAAGGGUUUUCCAGGCAGGGUGGUACAGCAUAAGUGAGAAAGUCUUGGUGUGAAUGGGGAUUUGGAGGCAUUUCACCAUGGCUGGAUCUUUAUAGACAAGGCAGGGAGCAGCACAAAGUGAGGCUGGUCAGGUAUGCCAGAGUCGGAUCAUGGAAAGCUUGUGCUCCCUGUUACUGAGGGAGUCCCUUGUCAUGGAAGAGAUAGGGAGCCAUUAAAAGCUUUGAAGCACAACAGAGAGGUCGUUGUGACAGCUCAGUGAAGUGGAGGUUCUUCCAGUUGUUUAGAUGGACACUGUCAGGGCCUGAGCUAGGCCUGUGAUAAUUGAGGUAGAGAAGAGGAGAUUGAUUUGGGAAUACUUAGGAUAGGGCACAGAGAGGUAUGAGAUAGAUUCUUGGCUGGAUGCCUAGAUAGUCAGAGGUAUCACCUCUGCUGAGACCCUAAGGACAACAGGCUUAUGGGGACAGAUACCAGUUCAGAAUGGGGUUGCCCCUGGCUUGAGGGGUAGGGGAAGAAAUGUCAAGAAACCUUCAAAUUGAGCCUGGAGCUCUGGGCAAGGGCAGGGCAGGAGUGAGAGGUGUGGGAGGUGGCAUCAGCUAUAAUCCAUUGUUAGUGUAUGCUUAGCAGAUUCUCUGUAGACUGUUUAAAGGAGAACAAACCCAUCUUGGUGGCGGCCAUAGAUUGAGUCCACAUUUGUGAAAGCUGAAACGGUUAGUGUUGUGUUAUUGUUUGAUAAUUAAAUUGUGUAAUUGGCCCUUACUUGUGUCACAGUACUAACAGUGAAGUCUUUGGACUUUUCUGGAACUUGGUGCACAUGUCUAUGAGGGUGCCCAAGUGUGGGGUAGGCCUCAAGUGAGGACUUUUACAAGGCCCUAACCAGAGCCUUGCAUUCUCUUUCCUACCCACCGCCCAGUGGGGCUCCUUUACCAGACAAGUAGAGUUGACCACCUUCAGCUGGGGACCUGACACUCAUUACUCACUGGUCCUGGUAGCAGGUGUAGGCAGAACCAUUCAAGAAGAAAAAUCAAUGAAAAGCAGAAGUAAAUGAAUAAGAAAUAACCGGAUCUUUGAAAAGCAAAGUGUGAGAAAUAUAUACUUGGUAUAUUUAAUUAGGGGUUGGGAAGAAAAAACCUAGACAAAAUUAGAGGUUAAAGAUCUAGAAAAACAUUUAACCCAGACAGAAAAAAAUCAUCAAACAGUACAAUAUAAUGUUUGUACUAUUAAGCUAAAGAACAAAAUACUAAAAAAUAAUUUUCUAGAAAAUAGGAACUUUCAUAAUUGAUACCAUAGGAUUAGGAAAAACUGAACAGAAUAGUAACCAAUGAAGAAAUGAAAGGCUGUCUUCAGAAAUGCUUCUUGGUCCUAAAUUACUUGUAGGUGCAUUGUUUUGAGCUUUUAAGAAAAAUUAUACAGAACAAUAGCAAUAUUUAUAAUUGAAAGGAAGAUAUAAGCCAGGGUUAUUGUAUCUGGAAAAUACAAGAAAACCUAAGAAAAAUAAUGUAACAAAAGCAUAGAAUAAUAUGAAUAAAGAUAGAAAAAUCAGAAACAAUACUAGUAAAUAUAAUAACACUUGAAAGCAGUUACUCAUUUAUUUAUUUAUUUACUUGAGACAGAGUCCUGCUCUGUUGCCCAGGCUGGACUGCAGUGUUACGAUCUCAGCUCACUGCAACCUCCACCUGCCGGGUUCCAGCUGUUCUCCUGCCUCGGCCUCCUGAGUAGCUGGGACUACAGGCAUGUGCCACCACACCCGGCCAAUUUUUUUUGUAUUUUUAGUAGAGACAGGGUUUCACUGUGUUAGCCAGGAUGGUCUUGAUCUCCUGACCUCGUGAUCUGCCUGUCCUGGCCUCCCGAAGUGCUGGGAUUACAGGCAUGAGUCACCAUGCCCGGCCAGAAAACAGUAAUUUAUUAUGAUUAAAUGUGACUUGUAAGUGUAGUACAAGGGAAUCUAUUAAUAUAACUUUACAUACUAGGAAGUUAGAUAGGAAAAGCUACAGUCAUCUUAGGUGUUUUAAAAGGAACAUUAGACAAUUCAACAUCAGUUCCAAUUAAAAAUGCUUUUUUAAAAAUGCCCAUAGGAAGAUAUUUCUUUUUCUUUUUCUUUUUUUUUUUUUUUUUUUUUUGAGACUGUGUCUCACUACGUCACCCAGGCAAAAUGCAGUGGUGCAAUUACGGCUCACUGCAGCCUUGAACUCGUGGGCUCAGGUGAUCCUCUUGCCUCAGCCUCCUGAGUAGCUAGGACUACAGAUGUGCAUCACCAUACCUGGCUGAUUUUUUUAAUUUUUUGUAGAGAUGGGGUUUCACUAUGUUGCCCAGGCUGGUCUUGAACUCUUGGGCUCAAGCGAUCCUCCCACCUGCAUCUUCCAAAGUGCUGGGAUUACAGGCAUAAGCCACCACACCUGUCCUAAAGCUAUUUCCUUAACAUGGUAGAGUCCUUAGUCUUUUUCAAACCAGUGGCAAAUAUUACAGUUCACAGUUAAGCCUGGUUGUGGUUUAUAUCAAGAAAAGACAAUGAUGGGUGCUGUCAUUUAAUUUGUUGCUCUGGAAUUUCUGCAACACAGUUAAAUAGAAACUGGAAAAUAAGGCAAAAAGGAAAUGAAGGUGACAUUAUUUCGUAUUAGGAAAAACCAUAGGGGGAUAAAGCUCUUGGAACAAAUAAAGCACUGAAAAAUACUUAGAACUAAUAAAAUGAGUCUUUAUAUUGGCCUCAUAACAGAACAAUUUUAAAUUAUUUGUCUUUUGCUACUAAUAGCCAAUUAGAAUAUCUAAUGAUAAAAAGAGAAUUAUACAGAGUGGGAUCAAAAGUUAUAAAUAUCCAGGAAUAAGUAAUCUUACCAAGAAAUGAAUUAGAUUUCUAAGACUUAAAUCACAAACAUUUUAAGAUACAAAAUGACAUUGAGAGAUAGAAAAUGGCUUCAUAAAUUGAAAGGCUAGAUGAAAUACAUUUUUUCCCAAAUUAAUAUUUACUUGUCCACAUACCAAACAUUUAUUGAGUGCCUGCCAUGUUCCAGGCACUGUUCUUCUCUCAAGGAGAUUUGUUCUUGUAAAAAAGACAGACGAGUGAUAGUAUAGGAGAUUUGAAGAUGAGCCUAGAAGGCAGAGUCCUGUAAGGAGUUGGAAGAUGAGUGCUGGGGGCCAGUGAGGAGAUGACAUUUGAGGGAAGACUGGACGGCAGUGAGGGGACAGCCAGUGCGAAGGCCUUGGAGCAUGGACAUGUGCUUACUGUGCCCAGUGAACCCCUGGGAGCUGGGGCAGGGGAGGAGGGUGCGGGAGGCAGCGUGCCUUCGAGACCGUGGCAGAGGCUCUUCUCUGAGCAAGAAUAUGAAGGCUCAGCAGGGAUCUAGGCAGAGGAGUUAAGACCUGUGGCAGCAGUGUGGAUUCUACCAUGGGGGUCUCAGGGCUGCACUGGGAAGACUAGUAAAGGAGCUGCUCCGAAAAACAAGGGAGAGACAAUGGUGGUUUGGAGUCAUAACAUGGAAGUGGUGAGAAGUGAUCAGAGGCAGAUUUCAUGGUGCAUUGAAUAUGGGAUGUGAGAUAAGCAGAGGAGUCAGGAUGGCUUCCCGGACUAUGGUCCAAACAGUGGAAAGGAUGCAGUGGCUGUAACCUGAAGCAGGAAGUCUGCAGGUGGGACAGAAAUGUUUGUUAAGGGAAGUGUUUUCGGAGUUUGGUUUUGGAUAUGUUAAGUUUGCCAGUGUAAAUGAACAUAUUGUGUAGACAUUUGGAAAUAUGAAUCUUGGAAACAUGAGGUUCUGGGUAUGAGCAGAGUCCAAGGAUGAGCCUAGGGACUGGAGAGCUGAAACCAGCAAAAGAAGCUAGAAGGAGAGGCCAGUUAAGACAGUGAAAAGAAGCGAGGCAUGAGGAUCACUUGAGGCCAGUAGCUCAACAGCCUGGGCAUCAUAGCGAGACCCUGUCUCAGCAACAACAACAAAACGGACAGUGAAGAGAGUAUUUGAAGGAGAGGGGAACAGGCAGCGUAUUGCUUAUUGCUGAGGGGCAAAGUGAAGACCAAGGAUAGACUGCUGGACUUGACAGCAUGGAGGGUGCUGGGGGCCUAGGCAAGUGCAAUAUUCAUGUGGUGUCAUUGGGCCAAAGGUGUCAUUGGAGAGUACUCAAAAAACACUGGGAGAGGAGCUGAGCUUUGUCAGGCGUGUGGGAAGAUGGAGGAGAAGAAAAGGGGGAGUGGUGGUGGGCUCUCAGCUGGAGGAGAGAGGUAAGGACCAGGUGGUUGGCAAGUGGUGAGGGGACAGCAGCAUCAGUAGAUCAGAGUUCCUGGUGGCGUGAAAGUGCUGUUGGAGCUGAGGGUGAGCUAGGAGCACGGGGCUGAUGGUUGGCCUGUGGGAAGGUUGGAAUUGAGACAGAUUGCAGUGAUUUGUCAUGGAAGGCCUCUGGACAUGACCGUGGGGUGAAAGUAGUGGAAGCCAAGGUCAUCAGAAGGGAAGGAGGAAUUUAAGGAACCAAGAGCCUGGAGUGUUAGAAGAAUCAUCCUCUUGGAGUCACCAAGAAUGAUGGUGAGAACAGUGGCCAGAAAUGUAAAUCUACAAGUGAGGGGAGGGUCUCCUGUGUGUGUAGAUGCACCAUAAAAAGGAGGUGCUAUAUAGUCUGAAGACAGAAACUCCAAACUGGGAGUUUAGGAGGAAAUUAUAUCAUAUAUGUGGAUUUACUCAGCAGUGAUUCUAAAGGAUCAUAUCUGGAAGGGUAAGAAUGUUAUGGAUGAAAACAUUCAAAGUUCCAGUGAUAGAAACAUCAUGGGUUUGAGAGUAAACUCGUAACACUGAAAGAGGCUACAGUGUACCUAAGAAGUUGGUGUGUUGUGAAAGGAGGCAUCGCUUAUCAAAAUGGAUUCUUCCUCACGUGGAGCAUAGUAACUGUUAAGCAGUUAGUGAGGAGAAAUUAAUUUCAAUCCUCACCAAAUACAGCACACACCAAACCAGAUACUAAAGAGAGAAACAUUCUAAAUAACUACACAAGGAAAAAAUAUAAUUGAAUAUUUACCAGACCUCUAGCAGAGAGAAUAUUUUUCAAGGUUAACAAGGCAAUAGAAGAAAUCACAAAGGAGAAUAACAGACUUUACUCCAUAAAACUCCUACAGUAUAAAAAAGUGGAGAGGUGAAAUUUGCAGUUAAUAGCUGCAUUAUAUGUGUCUGUGGAGAUUGCUAAGAAAAUCCCUUCUCCUUUCUGGGCUCCCACUUAACCACAUAUUCUCUGUUCUAGGAUGUGGGCACUCCCCUGCUGUCCUGGCGUUUGCAUGUGUGCCCCUCCAGGACUCUCAGUUACUAGAGAAAGUUGUUGUUUUCUUCAUUUUUGUAGGCACUGCAUUUAUGUUGUUAGACCCACUGCCUGAAACACUUCCCAGUAAAUGGUCACAAUAAGUCAGCAAAUCAGUCCAAAAAGACAUUAGAUAAGAGACAAACGCUUUCACUAAUAAUCUAAUUAAAAAUUUUAAAUAUAAAAUUGUACUUAAUAAAUAAGUCAGAAGGGGAAAAAGUCAUCAUCCUCAAUGCUAAUAAGGGAGUUUUGAAGCAAACAGUCUGCAUGUAGAAAUGUAAAACCACAGGGAUCUUGGAAAAGCAGUCUACAGUUUUAUGAGAAUCCAGACCUAUGAGGAUGCUCAGAUAUUCUGCCCAGGAUUCCCACUCUGGGGUAUGCGUCUCAGAGUAAUAAUCUGGAGUAUGGAGAGUGACAAAUACACACGGGCCCAAAAAACCAGAAUCCAGUUAAUCUUCAGUGUUAAAUUAGGUCAAUUAAUAGUAGUGAAUACUCUCAACCACAUAGAAUGCAGGGCAAAAAAGGAAAGAAGCUGUGAAGAUCACAUAGGCAUUUAGAAUACAAAAUGUGAACCACAGCAUGUGAGACAAUUUGAAAAAAAAACAAACCUGUUAAGCUGUUACUAUAGUUUUUUUUUAACUGGAAAAAAUACAAUAGAUAUUUGGAAUAUUUUGCUUAAACCUCUUGUACAAAGAAAGGACUUGAUAGCUAUUACCUUGCUGCUAUGUUUGUUUCUUCAACUCACCAAUCAUUCUUCUGUAUACCUAGCACUGCACCAGGCGCUGAGGUUAGAGAAAUAACUAAGACUGCGCCCUUCACCCCUGAUGGCAGGAUAGGCAAGGUUGGCACCAUCGUCACAGCGGACCCUCAUCGAUGCCUUGAUGUGAUGGAUGUAGCAUGGUCUCCCCACGAUGCCUGGCUAGCCUCAUGCAGCGUGGAUAACACUGUCGUCAUCUGGAAUGCUGUAAAGUUCCCAGAAAUUCUAGCUACUCUGAGAGGUCAUUCUGGCUUGGUCAAAGGGUUGACAUGGGACCCUGUUGGUAAAUACAUAGCUUCUCAAGCUGAUGACCGCAGCCUAAAGGUGUGGAGGACGCUGGACUGGCAGUUGGAGACCAGCAUCACCAAGCCUUUUGAUGAGUGUGGAGGAACGACCCAUGUGUUGCGGCUCAGCUGGUCACCUGAUGGGCAUUACCUGGUGUCUGCCCAUGCCAUGAACAACUCAGGCCCCACUGCCCAGAUCAUCGAACGGGAGGGAUGGAAGACCAACAUGGACUUUGUUGGGCACCGGAAAGCUGUGACUGUCGUGAAAUUCAACCCAAAAAUCUUCAAAAAGAAGCAGAAGAAUGGGAGUUCUGCGAAGCCCAGCUGCCCGUACUGCUGCUGUGCUGUUGGCAGCAAGGACCGCUCGCUUUCUGUCUGGCUCACCUGUCUGAAACGGCCGCUGGUGGUCAUCCAUGAACUGUUUGACAAAUCCAUCAUGGAUAUUUCCUGGACUCUGAAUGGGCUGGGCAUCUUGGUAUGCUCUAUGGACGGCUCUGUGGCAUUCCUCGACUUCUCCCAGGAUGAGCUUGGCGAUCCCCUGAGCGAGGAGGAGAAGAGCCGCAUUCACCAGUCCACCUAUGGCAAGAGCCUAGCCAUCAUGACCGAGGCCCAGCUCUCCACAGCAGUCAUUGAGAACCCUGAGAUGCUCAAGUACCAGCGGAGGCAGCAGCAGCAGCAGCUGGACCAGAAGAGUGCUGCGACCAGGGAGAUGGGCUCAGCCACCUCAGUCGCAGGCGUUGUCAACGGGGAGAGUCUUGAAGAUAUAAGGAAGAAUCUUUUGAAGAAACAAGUUGAGACUCGGACAGCAGAUGGCCGGAGAAGAAUCACGCCUCUCUGCAUAGCACAGCUGGACACUGGGGACUUCUCCACGGCAUUCUUUAACAGCAUCCCCCUCUCGGGCUCCCUGGCGGGCACCAUGCUCUCUUCUCAUAGCAGUCCACAGCUACUGCCACUGGACUCCAGUACCCCUAACUCCUUCGGCGCCUCGAAGCCUUGCACAGAGCCUGUGGUGGCUGCCAGUGCCAGACCUGCAGGCGAUUCUGUCAAUAAAGACAGUAUGAAUGCUACCUCUACUCCUGCUGCAUUGUCACCUUCUGUGUUAACGACCCCGUCCAAGAUCGAACCCAUGAAAGCGUUUGACUCCCGGUUCACAGAGCGGUCCAAAGCCACACCAGGUGCUCCUGCCCUGACCAGCAUGACUCCGACAGCUGUGGAAAGGUUAAAAGAGCAGAACGUUGUGAAAGAGCUGAGGCCCCGAGACCUCCUGGAGAGCAGCAGUGACAGCGAUGAGAAAGUCCCUUUGGCUAAGCCUUCCUCACUGUCCAAGCGAAAACUUGAGCUUGAGGUAGAGACAGUAGAGAAGAAGAAGAAAGGGCGGCCUCGGAAGGACUCUCGUCUCAUGCCUGUGUCUCUGUCUGUCCAGUCUCCAGCUGCCCUAACCGCAGAGAAGGAGGCCAUGUGUCUGUCUGCACCAGCACUUGCACUGAAGCUGCCAAUUCCAGGCCCCCAGAGAGCAUUCACCCUCCAGGUCAGCUCCGAUCCCUCCAUGUACAUUGAGGUGGAGAAUGAAGUGACAGUGGUGGGGGGCGUGAAGCUGAGCCGCCUGAAGUGCAACCGGGAAGGGAAGGAGUGGGAGACGGUACUCACCAGCCGGAUCCUCACUGCUGCGGGCAGCUGUGACGUGGUGUGUGUCGCCUGUGAAAAAAGGAUGCUGUCAGUGUUCUCCACCUGUGGUCGCCGUCUCCUCUCUCCCAUCCUCCUGCCAUCCCCGAUCUCUACUUUGCAUUGCACAGGCUCCUACGUCAUGGCGCUCACCGCUGCAGCCACACUCUCUGUCUGGGAUGUUCACAGACAGGUGGUUGUGGUGAAAGAAGAGUCUCUACACUCCAUCCUGGCAGGAAGUGAUAUGACGGUAUCACAGAUCUUGCUGACGCAGCAUGGAAUCCCAGUAAUGAACCUGUCCGAUGGGAAGGCGUACUGCUUUAAUCCGUCACUUUCCACAUGGAACCUGGUUUCUGACAAGCAGGACUCACUGGCUCAGUGUGCAGACUUUAGGAGCAGCCUGCCAUCCCAGGACGCCAUGCUGUGCUCAGGACCGUUAGCCAUAAUCCAGGGCCGCACCUCCAACUCGGGAAGGCAGGCUGCCCGGCUCUUCUCCGUGCCUCAUGUGGUGCAGCAAGAGACCACCCUGGCCUACCUAGAGAACCAGGUGGCAGCAGCACUCACCCUGCAGUCCAGCCACGAGUACCGCCAUUGGCUCCUCGUCUACGCACGGUACCUCGUAAACGAAGGGUUUGAAUACCGACUUCGAGAAAUAUGCAAGGACUUACUGGGUCCGGUUCACUACUCCACUGGAAGCCAGUGGGAGUCAACAGUAGUGGGUCUGCGGAAGAGGGAGCUGCUGAAGGAGCUGCUACCAGUCAUUGGGCAGAACCUCCGAUUCCAGCGCCUCUUCACCGAGUGUCAGGAACAGCUCGACAUCCUGAGGGACAAGUAGCCUGCCCAGGCCUGCCCUGGCUGCAGCAAGGGCAGGGCCACACUCUCGCCGCUGAUGACAUGCAGGACCACCUCUCACCUGACCAGGCUGUAGGGGGAGGAGACACUGGCAGGAGAUGUGCUGUCCUGCACCAGCGCCAGCCCAGCUCCCUGGGCAGAUGUGCCCUGUGUCCUGGGUCUGACAUUGCCUCAGGAGGGGGAAGCUCGUCCCUCCCUCCAAGCCCCCGAUGCGGAGCUAGGGCUGGAGCUCUGCCCAGGUGCCCUGGGGCCAGCAAGGCAGUCCCAGGCCUGCCGUCUCCAGCACGGCCCCAAGGUGGACACUAGCCCCUGCUGCUGCAGGCGCCAUGCUGCUUCAGCAGUGACGAUUGAGCCAUUUGUGAGAGAGAAUCUGGAAGCGUUAGGUAUUACAGCAGACUGACCUGAGACCUAUGUAAAAGGAAAGCUGUUCCAACACACGGACUAUUUUUGUACUAGAAUUUGCUAACUUGUAAUAUUGAAUUUCCUUUGGCCGAUAAUCAGGAUUUCCCUAUAAGUCACUUGGACAUUGGUCACUUGUAGGAAAUUUAAACUCUAAUUAUGACAGCUACACUGAAAAAUAAUUGUACUGAAAUUAACUUGUCUAUCUUCAUUUGGUUUUAAUUUUUAAAUGUUUGUAAAAAGAGACUGUUUUGGGGGAAUGGGGCAAAGGGGUGGGCGAUUUCUUUUGUAAGUGUAAAAUAAAUGAACACGCAUUGAAUACCAAA
Messenger RNA from Gorilla gorilla gorilla (western lowland gorilla), 9776 nucleotides. RefSeq names its product histone cell cycle regulator (gene HIRA). Gene Ontology annotation, cellular component: nucleus; chromatin; HIR complex. The record is from RefSeq and is a predicted model, not a curated record. Gene Ontology annotation, biological process: regulation of DNA-templated transcription; chromatin remodeling; DNA-templated transcription. The transcript has 21 exons. Bases 6221 to 9034 code for a protein of 937 amino acids. Lineage: Eukaryota; Metazoa; Chordata; Mammalia; Primates; Hominidae. Gene Ontology annotation, molecular function: protein binding; nucleosome binding.